AUGCCCGCUGUCGAUACCAUGACUUCCACUCCUGCCACCUCCGCAAAGGAGACCAAGCAGUCCCUUGCCACCCUCGAGUCGCUGUUGCAGCAAUUGUCCAUCUCAAAAGCACAAGAUGAGGCCAACGCAGCCGCAGCAAAUGUUGCCACCCUUCUAAACGGCCCCAUCGAAGAGCACGCUGUGCCUCUCAAGGCUGUUGAAGUCUUCAAGAAGCAACUUGCCAACAAGAAGGAUGCUCUCGUUCGAGAGCGUGCUGUCGAUGGCAUUCGUGCCAUUGCAGCCCACUCCACCAUUUCUCCUGCUUUUGAGCCAUAUCUGAUUUCACUUCUGCCCCUCACACUCGCCGCAGUCGGUGACAAGAUGGUUCCCGUCAAGAACGCUGCGCAGGCCGCAUCUCUCGCCAUCGUCAAAGCCAUCAACCCCAAUGCCGUCAAGGCUGCUCUUCCUCACAUUCGAAACUCCAUCAUCACAGCCCAGAAAUGGCCUGAAAAGGCUACAGGUCUCGACUGCGUUGAGGCUCUUGUCGAAACUGCCCCCACUCAACUGGCCUACCUUGUCCCUACCCUGAUUCCCAUCGUUUCCGAGUCGAUGUGGGACACAAAACCAGAAAUCAAGAAGAAGGCUUAUGGCACAAUGGAAAAAGUCUGCAAGUUGAUCGAAAACAAGGAUAUUGAUCGUUUCAUCCCUGAACUGAUCAAGUGUAUCGCUAAGCCUGAGAACGUGCCCGAAACCGUUCACUUGCUCGGUGCCACUACUUUCGUCACUGAUGUGCAUGAGCCCACUCUCGCCAUCAUGGUUCCUCUCCUUGAGCGUGGUCUUGCUGAGCGUGAGACAGCCAUCAAGCGAAAGUCUGCUGUCAUUGUUGACAACAUGUGCAAAUUGGUCGAGGAUCCUCAGAUUGUUGCUUCUUUCUUGCCUAAACUGAUGCCUGCUCUUAUCAAGAACUACGAGAACUUGGCUGAUCCCGAAGCUCGUGAGAAGACCAAGCAAGGUCUUGAUACCCUCAGACGUGUUGGUGCUGUCAAGGAAGAUGGUACUUUCCCCAAGAUCUCCACUGCUGGUGAGAUCUCUACCGUUUCUGCCCUCCUGAAAUCGAUCAUCGAUCAAAAUCACAAGUCUGCCGGUCACGAAGUCGUGAUCGAAUAUGUUUCCGCCAUUGCUGGCCAGCUUAUUGAUGAGAAGGUCGUUGACCUCCCUGACUGGAUUUCCAACACUGUUGAAUACCUCAAGUCUGUUGUCGGCGAGUCCAACGCACAAUCUACCGUUGAGCAACUGCGAAAGCGUGCUUGCCCCAACAUCGAGGAUGAAGCUGAGCCAGAACCCGAUGAGGAAGAAGGCGAGGAUCUUUGCAACUGUCAAUUCAAUUUGGCCUACGGUGCUAAGAUUCUUCUCAACCAAACUCAUCUCCGUCUCAAGCGUGGUCAGCGUUACGGUCUUUUGGGACCCAACGGUUCCGGCAAAUCUACUCUCAUGCGUGCUAUCAACAACGAGCAGGUUGAGGGUUUCCCCAAGCAGAAUGAAGUCAAGACUGUGUUCGUUGAGCACGAUCUUGAUGCUGCUGACACUGAACUCACCGUGAUUGGCUGGACCAUGAUGAAGUUGGCUCAGGUCAACAUCGACACCGCCCAAAGUGAAGUCGAAAAGAGCCUGGUCGAAUUCGGUUUUUUGCAGGAGCAACUCGAGGGUCCCAUCACUGCCCUGUCUGGUGGCUGGAAGAUGAAGCUGGCUCUUGCCCGUGCUGUCUUCGAGAAGCCCGAUAUUCUUCUGCUCGAUGAACCUACCAACCAUAUGGAUGUCAAGAACGUUGCUUGGCUCGAGAACUACCUGACCAACUCUCCUUGCACAUCCAUCAUCGUUUCGCACGACUCGAAAUUCUUGAACAAUGUCAUCCAGCACGUCAUCCACUACGAACGCUUCAAGCUGCGCAGAUACAAGGGUAACUUGACCGAGUUCGCCAAGCGAAACCCAGCUGCUCGUUCCUACUUCGAACUUGGUGCUUCUGAGAUGGAAUUCAAAUUCCCAGAGCCCGGUUUCCUUGAGGGUGUCAAGACCAAGGCCAAGGCCAUUGUCCGUGUCAGCAAAAUGACCUUCCAGUACCCCGGUACCCCCAAGCCCCAGAUCUCCGACAUCACCUUCCAGGUGUCUCUGGGCUCGCGUAUUGCCGUCAUCGGUCCCAACGGAGCUGGCAAGUCGACCUUGGUCAACGUCCUGACUGGAGAAUUGAUUCCUACCGAGGGUGAGGUCUACCAGCAUGAAAACAUUCGUAUUGCCUACAUCAAACAGCAUGCCUUCGCUCACAUUGAUAACCAUCUCGACAAGACCCCCUCCGAGUACAUCCAAUGGCGAUUCCAAACUGGAGAAGAUCGUGAGACCAUGGAUCGCGCCAACAAGAUCGUCACUGAAGAUGACGAGAAGGCCAUGGACAAGAUCUACAAGAUUGAUGGUACUCAACGUCGUGUCAUUGGCAUUCACUCCCGAAGAAAGUUCAAGAACUCGUACGAGUAUGAGUGUUCUUUCACCCUUGGUGAGAACGUUGGCAUGAAGAACGAGAAGUGGACUCCUAUGAUGACUGCUGACAACGCUUGGAUUCCUCGAUCAGAAAUUCUCGCCUCGCAUCAAAAGUUGGUUGCCGAUGUUGAUCAGAAGGAGGCUUUGGCCAGCGGUCAGUUCCGACCUCUGAUCCGAAAGGAAAUUGAACAACACGGUGCCAACUUCGGUCUCGACGCCGAACUCAUCUCUCACUCCCGCAUGCGUGGUCUCUCCGGAGGUCAGCGUGUUAAGGUUGUCCUCGCUGCCUGCACAUGGCAACGCCCUCACUUGAUCGUUCUUGAUGAACCUACCAACUACCUCGAUCGUGACUCUCUAGGUGCCCUUUCUAAGGCCCUCAAGGUCUUCGAGGGUGGUGUGGUCAUCAUCUCUCACAACGCCGAAUUCACAGAAUCCUUGACCAGCGAAGUAUGGUCCGUCAUCGACGGUAAGAUGACACCAUCCGGCCACAACUGGGUGACAGGUCAAGGUACUGGUCCCCGUCUGACCGAAAAGGGUGACGAGGAAGACAAGUUCGAUGCUAUGGGCAAUAAGAUUGAAGGCAACAAGAAGGCCAAGAAAUUGACUUCAUCCGAGCUGCGAAAGAAGAAGAAGGACCGCAUGGCACGCCGCAAGCGUGGUGAGGAGGUCUUCACUGAUGAGGACGAGUAG
Messenger RNA from Exophiala bonariae, 3198 nucleotides. It is a transcript of the gene TEF3, whose product is annotated as translational elongation factor EF-1 alpha. The record is from RefSeq and is a predicted model, not a curated record. NCBI's taxonomy places the organism in Eukaryota, Fungi, Ascomycota, Eurotiomycetes, Chaetothyriales, Herpotrichiellaceae. The coding region runs from base 1 to 3198 and encodes 1065 amino acids. The transcript has a single exon. Gene Ontology annotation, molecular function: translation elongation factor activity; ATP hydrolysis activity; ATP binding.